This is a messenger RNA of Atta colombica, 3969 nucleotides long. RefSeq lists its product as uncharacterized. The record is from RefSeq and is a predicted model, not a curated record. Lineage: Eukaryota; Metazoa; Arthropoda; Insecta; Hymenoptera; Formicidae. Gene Ontology annotation, biological process: detection of chemical stimulus involved in sensory perception of smell; sensory perception of smell. Gene Ontology annotation, cellular component: plasma membrane. Bases 64 to 3969 code for a protein of 1301 amino acids. Gene Ontology annotation, molecular function: odorant binding; olfactory receptor activity. The transcript has 20 exons.
GCUACGGUGCAUUGACAUUUCGAUAGCCAUCAGUUCGUAACCUACAGUGAUUGUUGUGGAACGAUGAAGCGCACAAGUACCAUCAGUCGCCCAGUCGAAAUUGGCCUUCGUUUCAUCGGUAUGUGGCCGGAUUCGGCCUAUGCAACUCUUUAUUGGUUGUUUUAUAUGGCGACGAUGGUGAUAGUGCAAUAUUAUCAGUAUACAUAUGUUUUUACGCAUUUUGAUCUGAGUGAUAUUUCGCUCCUCAUGGAUUGUCUCGGUCUUACUCUGGCAUACACUCUCGCCUUUCUCAAGCUCUUUGUUUUAUGGUGGAAUCGCCGGACAUUUUAUUAUAUUGUAAAAGCGAUGAAUGAAGAUUGGAAAGAGUGCGUUAUCAAUAAUUCGUAUAAAUCCACGAUGAUGAGCGUAUCGGAUCUGUCGCAUCGCUGCACAAACGUGAUGAUUAGUAUCAACGCCUUAGCUGCCUUUUUCCUUUCAAUUGGCGAGCACUUGCUUCAAUCGAUGGGCGACGUCAGUGGAGUUGACAAUAAUUCUCGGGAACUUCCUAUAAAGAUGGAAUUCCCUUUCGAUGUCAGUGAAUCUCCUAUUUUCGAAUGUUUUUUAAUCGGGCAAUUCCUUUAUGAAUUAGUGUUGGCUUCUAUAGUUGGUAUGAUGAAUGCGUUACUCGUUUCAUUGAUACUUCAUGUAAGCGGACAGAUUGACAUUAUACAACAAGAUAUAAACGAAAUUUCUAACAGCAAAUACGAUCCCAGCUUAUCCUUAAUUGUUAUUAAAGGCCUUAUUUAUAAACACCAAAAGAUUAUUACUUUGUCAGAAAAUGUCGAAAACUUAUAUACUUAUAUUGCAUUAAUGCAACUUUUAUGGAAUACUUUGGUUAUCUGCUGCACUGGUUUUGUGAUUAUAAUCACCAUUGGUACCAACGCUAAUGCAACAACUUCAAUCAAAUCUGUGAGUUUUUAUAUUGCAAUCACUCUAGAAGUUUUUAUUCUCUGCUUUGCCGGAGAAUUUUUGAGCGCCAAGAGUAGGUCAAUUAGCGAUGCGGUGUAUGAGUCACUUUGGUAUAAUAUGCCACCGACAAAUAGCCGUAUUUUAUUAUUUAUGAUAUUAAGAUCGCAAAAACGAUUGACGAUCACUGCCGGAAAAGUUGUAGAUUUAACUUUGGAAGGAUUUACGAACGUAAGGAUGAUGAGCAUGGCAGAUCUGUCGCGCCGUUUUGCAAAUGUAUCGUUCAGUAUUUAUGCCUUCUCUGCUUUUUCUCUAUCAAUCGGCGAGCAUUUGCUUCAGUCGAUGGACGAUCAAUUCGGCAAUAGUUCUCGAGAACUUCCUAUAAAAAUGAAAUUUCCUUUCGACGUUAGCAGAUCACCGAUUUUUGAAUGUUUUUUAAUUGGACAAUUUCUCUAUGAUUUGGUAAUAGCUUGCGUAGUUAAUUUAAUAAAUGCAUUACUUGUUGCAUUGAUACUUCAUGUGAGUGGUCAGAUCGAUAUUAUGCAACAAGAUUUAUUUGAAAUUUCUAACAAAAAAUACGAUCGCAAUACGUUUCUACCCGUUAUCAAAAGUUUUAUUUGCAAUCAUCAAAAGAUUAUUAGUUUAUCAGAAAAUAUUGAAAAUUUAUAUACCUACAUUGCACUAAUGCAAGUUCUGUGGAAUACAUUGGUUAUGUGUUGCACUGGUUUUGUAAUUAUAAUUAUCGUUCGUAGUGGCGAAGAUAUAACAAAUUUGAUCAAAUCAGUGAGCUAUUACAUUACAAUAAUACUAGAGGUUUUUGUAUAUUGCUUUGCAGGAGAAUUUUUAAGUGCUAAAAGCAAAUUGAUUAGCAACGCAAUGUACGAGGCAUUUUGGUACAAUAUGCCGUCAUGCGAUAGUCACAUUAUACUGUUUAUGAUAUUAAGAUGCCAGAAACGAUUGACAAUCACUGCGGGAAGAUUUAUAGAUUUGACUUUAGAAGGAUUCACAAUUGAGAUCGGCCUCCGUUUCAUCGGCAUGUGGCCGGAUUCGGCUUAUCCGAAUUUUUAUUGGUUUAGUUACAUGACAACAGUAGCCAUAGUGCAAUAUUAUCAAUAUACGUAUAUAUUUGUACACUUUGACUUGAACGAUCUUUGGCUUCUCAUGGACUGUCUUAGUCUUACUUUAGGAUAUAGCCUCGCCUUUCUCAAGCUUCUCGUUUUAUGGUGGAAUCGUCGGGUAUUUUAUUAUAUUUUGAAGGCGAUAGAUGAAGAUUGGAGUGAGUAUGUUAUUAAUGAUUCGUACAAAUCCACGAUGGUGAGCAUGGCAGAUCUAUCGCGCCGUUUUGCUAAUGUAUCGUUUAGUAUUUAUGCUUUCUCUGCUUUCUUUUUAUCAAUUGGCGAGCAUUUGCUUCAGUCGAUGGAUGAUCAAUUUGGCAAUAGUUCUCGAGAACUUCCUAUAAAAAUGGAAUUUCCUUUCGAUGUCAGCAAAUCUCCGAUUUUCGAAUGUUUUUUAAUUGGACAGUUUCUUUAUGAUUUGGUGAUAGCUUCUGUGGUUAAUUUAAUAAACGCAUUACUUGUUGCAUUGAUACUUCAUGUGAGUGGUCAGAUCGAUAUCAUGCAACAAGACUUAUUUGAAAUUUCUAACAAAAAAUACGAUCACAGUACAUUUCUACCUGUUAUCAAAAAUCUUAUCUGCAAGCAUCAAAAGAUUAUUACUUUAUCAGAAAGUAUCGAAAAUUUGUAUACCUACAUUGCACUGAUGCAAGUUUUGUGGAAUACGUUGGUUAUGUGUUGCACUGGUUUUGUGAUUAUAAUUGUCGUUAGUAGCGGUGAAGAUACAACAAAUUUAAUUAAAUCAGUGAGCUAUUACUUUGCGAUAAUGCUAGAGGUUUUUGUAUAUUGUUUUGCAGGAGAAUUUUUAAGUGCCAAAAGCAAGUCGAUUAGCAAUUCAGCGUACGAGGCACUUUGGUACAAUAUGCCGCCAAGCGACAGUCGUAUUAUACUGUUUAUGAUAUUAAGAUGUCAAAAGCGAUUGACAAUCACUGCAGGAAGAUUUAUGGAUUUGACUUUAGAAGGAUUCACAAGUAUUGUAAAGGCUUCUGUCUCCUAUAUAUCAGUAUUAAAUGCAAUGACAUUCUAUAAUAUCGUGGCAGCAGUGAAAAGAGACUGGAAUGAUCGCGUUGUCAGUGAUUCUUAUUCCACCAUGAUGGCAAUCGCAAAUCAGUCAAGUCGUUAUUCUGUCGUGCUAAUUGGCCUCCACUUUCUAACUGGCUUUUCCUUAUCCAUCGGUGCUUACAUGUUUCGCACAAUAAAUACUGACAGCGAAGCUUCAACACGAGAAUUCCCAGUCAAAAUGCAAUUCUUUUUUGUGGUCUCAGAAUCACCGGUUUUUGAAUGUAUCCUUUUUGGGCAAAUUUUUUUUCUAAUGUUGAUAGCCCCUGUAGUAGGUAUGAUAAAUGCGUUACUUGCUACAUUGAUACUUCAUGUAGGUGGUCAGGUUGACAUCAUGCGGCAAGCCAUAAUGGACGUACACACUAACGAUAAACUUGGUACAUCUUUAAUUGUACUUCGUGAUCUCAUUCAUAGACACCGAAAGAUUAUUACUUUGUCGAAUGAUAUCGAAACUCUAUUUUCGUUUAUUGCGUUGCUGCAACUUCUGUGGAAUACUUUAAUCAUCUGCUUCUGCGGUUUCAUGAUUAUACUUGCUGUCAGUAGUAACAAAGGCAUAAUGGUUUUAAUAAAGUCAAUGUUUCUUUAUACCGUAAAAACAUUAGAAGUCUUCGUAUUCUGCUACGCAGGAGAAUUUUUAAGCUCCAAGAGUAAAUCGAUUAGCGACGCAAUAUAUGAGUCACUUUGGUACAACAUGAUACCAUCCGAUAGUCGGAUUUUGUUGUUAAUAAUGGUGAGAUCUCAAAAGCGACUGACAAUUACUGCAGGGAAAAUUUUUGAUCUGACUUUAGAAGGAUUUAUGAGCGUCAUGAAAGCUUCUGCUUCGUACAUGUCUGUAUUGCAUGCUAUGUAUUGA